Messenger RNA from Daphnia magna, 1107 nucleotides. RefSeq lists its product as uncharacterized. The transcript is spliced from 4 exons. NCBI's taxonomy places the organism in Eukaryota, Metazoa, Arthropoda, Branchiopoda, Diplostraca, Daphniidae. Gene Ontology annotation, molecular function: nucleic acid binding. Gene Ontology annotation, biological process: DNA integration. Bases 1 to 1107 code for a protein of 368 amino acids. The record is from RefSeq and is a predicted model, not a curated record.
AUGGAUGCCACUUCCAAAUGGCCAGAAAUUUUCCGGUUAAAUAGGAUUACCUCGAAUACUACAAUAUUGACACUUAAAACUAUUUUUGCCCGUUUUGGACUUCCCAUUGAAUUGGUGUCAGACAACGGACCACAGUUUACAUCUCAAGAAUUCAAACGUUUCAUGUUAGUAAACGGUAUUGUUCAUCAUAGAGGAGCACCAUAUCACCCUCAGACGAACGGACUGGCAGAACGGGUGGUUCAAUCGGUGAAAAAGGCCUCACACAAGAUGAGAGAUCAGCCCGGAACAUUCGAGGACAAACUCCAGUGCUUUUUGACCUCUUACCGAAACACACCUCAUAAAUCUACUGGAAAGACUCCUGCGGAAGUACUGUUGGGUAGACAAAAUCGUGGGAAAUUUGAUUUGUUUCAGCCAACCGACCUAAUGAAAAAGGAGAAGAUCAAAGCGGAGUUCCAGGCAGGAGAAAAGGUGAUGGCGAUGGAUUUCUACCUCGGGAAGAAUAAAUGGCUGGAAGGAGUAGUUAACCAUCGUAUCGGAAAUUUUUCGUAUGAAGUGCAGAUUGGACACCAAAUCAUUAAGCGUCAUUGCAGCCAAUUACUGCCUAGAGGAAGAACCGAACCUGAAGAAACAUGUGACGUGAUGCUACCCCAAGUAGAGUCGGCAUCAAGAGAUCGACGUAUGGUGACAACCGGAAUCACGACGGAGAAUCAACUACCAAUCGCCUCCCCUACACCAAGCCAAGCGACUGCGGGACCAAAGGAUCUGCCUGCAGUUCCAACAGAAGCAGAAGUUAUGAAGAAACAACCGGCAGUUUUAUCAGAGGAGUUGACAGAACCAGUAGAGGCUUCCCUACACCCUGGCCUUGCCCUUACUCCUAAGUCGACCUGGUCCCUGACGUCACGAGCAGAACACUCUGUGUCAGAAGUGGGAUCUGACGAAGAAAAGGUGUCCACCACGUGCCGUCGAGACAAAUUUAACAUGGAAAAGAGAUCAGUAAUAAGACAAACUGACCAAAAUACUGAAAUGGAUCAAGAUGCCCUAACCGCGGCACUGGCAAACUUGAUGGCUAAUCAACAACAGCAACAACAGAUGUUCCAAAUGCAAUAG